Trichomonas vaginalis G3 is the source of this 3024-nucleotide messenger RNA. RefSeq lists its product as uncharacterized. The record is from RefSeq and is a predicted model, not a curated record. The transcript has a single exon. Bases 1 to 3024 code for a protein of 1007 amino acids. NCBI's taxonomy places the organism in Eukaryota, Parabasalia, Trichomonadida, Trichomonadidae.
AUGACGAAGCAAAAGGGAGAGAAAAGCUCCUCCCCGCCAUUUAUCACUGACCCAGAUGUGCUUGUCUUUCGUGAUUUCACAGUUGGGGAAAUGGUAGAGCUCCCAUUUACAAUGACAAACGUUUCAUUCGGCAGAAAUUCGUUUCAUUACAAAGGAAUCGAUCAAGAAUAUGCAUCACUUUUUAAUUUGAUAUUUACUCCUGCAGGACUUGUAUCUCCUGGUGUAGGAGUUCCAUUAAAAUUACAAUUCACACCAAAAUAUAAUUCACCAAUCUCUUGCUGCUUACAUUUCGUAGCAAAUGGUGUACCUUUCGAUGUCAAAGUCGAAGGCAUUCCUAAAACCAUUAAUAUCCAAUUUGAACCUUUCGAUGUUUUCGAUCUCGGCACAGUUACAUUCGGCGAAGAAAUAGAAGGUACAUUAAGAAUCCGAAAUACAGGUGCAUUGAAGGCAACGUGGUCUGUUGCUUUAGAAAAAACUACAACGGAUCAAAAAUUUUUAAGUUUAGAAGAAGGAGAGAAAUCUCUCAACUUCUCAGUUAAGCACGGCUCGAUUUCAGGCUAUUCUACGUCGACUGUCCACAUUUCUUUCAAGCCAGAACGUCCCGCUCCGUUGAAUUUCCUUCUUCGAUUCAAAUUCUCAUCGCCUGAAGAUGCAUUCAAAACAUUUUCAAAGGACCUACCGUUAACAGCGGUUGGAGCUGAUGUUCCUGUGUUUUUAGACAGUGAUUCGAUUGAUUUUGGGGUUUGCUUCUACAAUGAACUCUACAGAGGCUCUCUUGUAGCAAGGAAUAGAAGUACCUUGUCUCAGAGAUUCACAAUCGAAUCACCAGCAAAUGCAGAUAAAUUUAUCGAAUUUCAACCAAAGAUGGGAUUCAUCCAACCUCAGCAAAUGUUUAACAUUUCGAUAAAGCUUCGAACUACGCAAGCAAUUAAACAGCUUAUGCAAGGAGAUUCCCCUACAAUUACAAUUCCAUUCAAAACGAUCGUCGUAAAUCAAGUUUUACCAGUUAAUUUCUCAAUAUCUAUGCUUCCAUCACCUACAAAGCUUGUUUUCGACCCUCCAACCCUCGAUUUUGGCACAUUUGGAACAACAGAAGUUCGAAAUUUGGAUUUAAAGAUCACAAGUACACUCCAAGUCCCCGUAGACUUUGGAUUUGUCAGAUUACCUAACGGAGUUACCAUACAACCAUGGGAUGGCUUUGGUUUGUUGAUGCCAAAUGAAACCGUCGAACUCCAAGUCGGUUUCCAGUCACCUCUCGCUAAGAAACAUGAGUUCGAAAUUACUGUUUGCACGUUACAAGGCAGUAAAUUUACGAUUCCUUGCACGGCAAACGUAAUUACGAACGCGAUUACACUUAGCGCCACACAGAUUGACUUCGAAGCCACACCUUUAGGCGAAGAGACCAAAUUCCCUAUCCAAGUCACCAAUAUUCGAACUUCUCCAGUUGAUAUCGAAUUUGAAACUCCAGAAGAUUUCUUCUUUGACCCCGUAGUAGCGACCAUUCCAGCUGCCUCCACGCAGAAUGCCCUUAUUACAUUCCGUCCUACUCCUCCGAUCCAAAAAGACGGAGUUACUACUACAAUGAACUCAGAAAAAUCAGCCAGCAUCAAAGAAAAGGCCAAAGACAAAGGCAAGCACAAAGAGAAAGGCAAGGAGAAAGACGCGGACAAAGGAAAGAAGAAGGAAACAGCAGAACAACCACCAGAAGUCAAACCGCCAGCCGCUUUAAUCGCUCCUGACUUCACUUUCAAAAUUUAUGACAACAACAUUGCCUGUUUCUGGCGCUGCGGCAAUAGCAGUGGUCGCCAUCACAUGGCAAUACGUGCUGCAUCAACUUUGCCACAGAUAUUUGUUUCCUCAGUGAAAAUUGGGAAUAAACCACCACACACUGAGAAACUGAUUGAUUUAGGACUGAAAUCGAUCAAUUUCGGAACAGUUGCAUUGGGACAACACUUGGAUGCAGAGAUUGUACUGACAAACGCCAGUAAAAAGCCUGCUCCUGUGAAAUACGAGUGUGAUGUCGGUUCAUUUGAAGUUCUAAGCCCUCCAUGCGAUAUUCCACCACGAGGAACAACAGUUCUCCAUGUUAGAUUCACUCCUGCUAUGCAAUACAAGUUCGAAAGCCUCUUAAGAGUUACACAUUUAGCCAGACCAAAUUCAAGGGUCACACUUAAAUUGGCCGGCCAAGGUGCUGCCCCCUCGAUUGAUUUAAGUGCAGAGCGAAUUGAUUUUGGCCAUGUAAUGGUUGGCCAAACAGUCACUCGCUCUAUAAAUGUUAAGAACAAUGCUGCUUUCGAACUGAAAUACGUGUACAGAUUGAAUCCAGAUAACAACGCUCAUCAUAUCAACAUGGAUUUAACAGAUGCUUUCUCUGUAAAGAAGCCUUUCGAAUGGCUCGAAGCUGAUAAGACUGGACAAACAGUUGUUGCUUUUUCUCCUGAUCACGAUGCACCAGAAUUCGCAUCAACAUUGAUUGUUUCUGCAGGAGAAGACGGACAAAGAAGAGAAAUCCCAAUAACAGCAACAUCAUGGCCACACGUAAUGUUUGUUAUAGGAGGAAGUGGCGGACAGAGACAGAGAACUGCCUUUGAUCACGCUGCCCUCGAUGAACCUUUCUUCAGACAGAACGUCGUUGUUGACAUGUCGUGGCCAGGAGCUGCUGCACAAUCAUCACUUCAGAUCGGUGUUUCGCAACUGAAUGAUGACGCGAAGAAGACAAAUGGAGAAUUUUCAUUUGAUCCGAUUUCUGUGCCUGGAUUCACUGUCACUCCAAUGAAGUCUUCCGUUGAAGCUGGUGGUGUUGUUAAAGUUACUAUUGAAUACGCUCCUCCAGCAAACUCUUUGUUACAAGUUGGACAAUGGGUUGUAGGAGAAACAGGUUUGCAACUUAAAUGUGGUGAUUUUAAUAGAAAGAUUCCAGUUAAGUUUAAGUGUUUGAUGAAUGUCCAACAAGCAGCCGACUUGUCACAGCCAACAAAGAGAGAUCCUGUUAUGAAGAGUGCAAAGAAGAAAUCUAGGAAAUAA